This is a messenger RNA of Diachasma alloeum, 1864 nucleotides long. Its product is annotated as fumarylacetoacetate hydrolase domain-containing protein 2A. The coding region runs from base 438 to 1487 and encodes 349 amino acids. Gene Ontology annotation, molecular function: hydro-lyase activity. The record is from RefSeq and is a predicted model, not a curated record. Lineage: Eukaryota; Metazoa; Arthropoda; Insecta; Hymenoptera; Braconidae. The transcript is spliced from 7 exons.
CACCGUCGAGAGUGGCUCGAUCAAAAAUCCACUCCGUUUGUGGACGUUGUGCCCACUGUUGAGCUCAAAACCGGAAAAAAACAGACGUAAUACGCACUCCACCGCAGUCUGUGAUUAUCCUCGUGCCCUUGAGACGCUUCGAGGUCUCAGUGGGCCUCGAAAAUUCAGAUCUCAUAAUUAGUAGUCUGAAAUUCGGUCUUGUGGUUUAUUUUUGAUCGUUCAAGGGACUCUUUGUAUUGGUUUAUUUCACUUUCUCCUGGAGUUUUUUUUCAUUGGGAACGAGUUGUUUCCGAUAAUUUCUCCUUUUCGUUUCUGUGGCAAUUGUUAGUGGUGCAGUGAUCGAGAACACUUGGGGAGGAGAGACUGUUCGAGGGGAUUCUUGAUAAGAAUAAAGUCGAGUUUUGUUGUUGUCUGGGGGAGGAAUAAUUCCGAUAAUAAUGCCGUAUCGUGGAAAAUUACGACAACUGGGGAAGGCCUGUGUUGCCCACUGUAAUUCUGGGUUUAUCAGAGUUAGGAGUGGUGCAACAGCUGGUGCUCACGAGGCUAGGUGUUUUUCUACCAGUAAGAGUAACGACAUGAGGUUUGUACAAUUUGUAAAUAAAAAUGGUGGACCCCAGCACUUGGGAGUUCAGUUGAAAGCUGGUGGGGACAUAAUAGCUAUUUCCUCGAUAGACUCCAGAAUUCCCAACAAUCUCAGAAAGUUCCUUGAGGGAGGAGAGGUCCUCGCUCAAAAAGCCAGACGGAACGGUGAUACCAAUCUGAGUGAUUACGUACAGAGAAUAAUUGCCGAAGGACGGAGUGUAAUCGCCGAGGCGGAUGUGAAUUUCUUGGCACCGAUCAAUCGUAUGGAUAAGUUAGCAUGCGUUGGACUUAAUUACAGUGGACACUGUCAAGAGCAGGGUCUUGAACCACCAAAGAGCCCCGUUAUCUUCAGCAAAUUUCCGAGUAAUAUCGUCGGGCCUACUGAUAAUGUCGUGUUACCUUCGAUUUCUGAGAAAGUCGACUGGGAAGCAGAGUUAGCGAUAGUGAUUGGGAAGACCGCCAAAGGCCUGAAUAAUCACGAUGCAGAGGACUGCAUAUUCGGGUACACAGUCGCCCAGGAUAUCUCGGCGAGAGACUGGCAGAAGGGGAAGAGGAACGGGGGUCAGUUCCUCCUGGGAAAGGCCAUGGACACAUUCUGCCCACUUGGCCCAGCAGUCGUUACCAAAGAGGCCAUCCCUGAUAUUCAUAAUCUCACAGUCAAAACCUGGGUCAAUGGGGAUUUGAAGCAGAAUGGGAACACCAGUGAACUUAUCUUCAAACCUCGGGAUAUUGUCGCUUACAUUUCACAGUUUAUGACGCUGUUACCAGGAGAUGUCAUUCUCACUGGAACCCCAGGAGGUGUAGGCUUCGCUCGUAAUCCUCCAGAGUAUCUAAAGAAAGGAGAUGUCCUCGAGACAGAAAUCGAAAGCAUCGGUCGCCUAAAGAACAACGUCGUCUCGGCUUGAGCCCAAGAUGAAUAAUUAAUCAUCCCUGUGCCAUCUGUAAACAAUCCAUCGACGUUCGAAGAAAAAUGAAACAGAAGCUUUACGAAUAUUACCACUGACAAACUUAUACAUUACACAAUUCCCAUGAAUCACUUUUUCUUAUUUGCCAGAUUUGUUAAAUAUGUUUUUUUUUAUAAAUUCGCAAUUGUAGGUAGGAUUGUACAUUGAAGUACAUUACAUACAUUUGUAAUGAUAAGUCCUCUGCAGUAAUCUAUGAAUACCAUUAGCUGGAGAAAUCAACAAAUAUUUUAAUAGUACUUCGAAAUAUCAUAAUUUAUAUACUUUUGUGUAGAUAUUUUUAGAUAUUUUGAAUAAAAAAUAGCUGAUUUAUUGCCACA